Scylla paramamosain (green mud crab) is the source of this 8038-nucleotide messenger RNA. RefSeq names its product histone-lysine N-methyltransferase 2D-like. The coding region runs from base 662 to 4906 and encodes 1414 amino acids. The record is from RefSeq and is a predicted model, not a curated record. Gene Ontology annotation, cellular component: NURF complex. Gene Ontology annotation, biological process: regulation of transcription by RNA polymerase II. NCBI's taxonomy places the organism in Eukaryota, Metazoa, Arthropoda, Malacostraca, Decapoda, Portunidae. The transcript is spliced from 2 exons.
UAUAAUUUCACUACCAGCGGCAGUAGGUAUAUAUAAUUAUCUUUCGCAGGUCUGUUUUGUGGUGGUCUUUCGCCCAUCUCUUAUCGCUGUUACUAGGGGUGAGGAUGAGAGAAACAGUUGGGGUCAUUGGGGUUAGCCGUAUUUAAGAUGUGGGUCGCCUGUAAUUGGCUGUUUUAUGGUGGUGUACCCCACCUGUUUUUCUCAUUUUCACCUCUACCAGCGGGAAGAGAAGGACGAAAGACGGGGUAGCUCUAACUUGGGCCAUUCUGAAAUUCCAACUCAGUUCGUCAUCUCAACCAACUCGGACCAUUCUGAAAUACUGGAUAAUUAUUAGUAUUUUUUAUUGAAUAAUUGUUGGUAUUUGUAUAAACAUUCCCUGUUUUUAUAUUGGUGGUCCUUGGUAAGGGGCGCUGCAGGGCCCGCCAUUCGGUGUUUACAAACAGGGACAGCGGCAAGGCUCACAACCUCACACCACCCUGCCGCUGAGCCCCUGCUGCACCACCCUGCCCCAGCCGAUGCUCACUGGGGAGGCAGUGAAAACAGCACGUGAAUCUUGGCCAACAGGAGCCAAGAGACGAACCAGGCAGUGAGAAGGAGUGAGUUAGUGAGUGACGCUUUUGAUGCAAGACCCGUGAACUGCAACUCAACGGUGUGACACAAGAUGGACAGCCCCCAGGGUCCCCACCAGCCCAACCCGACCUCCUGGCUGUAUAUGCAACACCUCCUACAACAGCUGCAAGAUCACCAGCAGCCUCCAUCACAGCAGCAGCACCAGCACCAGCACCCACCACCGCCACCACACCAGCAGCAACCACAGCCACACCAGCAACAGCCACCACCACCACCACCACAUCAACAGCCACCACCACCACCACAACACCAACAGCCACCACCACCACCACCACAUCAACAGCCACCACCACCACAACACCAGCAACACCAUCCACUUCAACAGCAGCCACCACACCAGCAGCAGCAGCCUCCCCCGCCCCCACACACACCACCACACCACCUCAACCCCCACCACCACCACCACCAGUCCCUCCCACAGCACCACCAGCCACUACAGAUGCAGCAGAUGUCAUCACCACAGCAGCAGUACCAGCACCAGCAGCAGCAGCAGUACAAGCCACCACAACAGCAGCAGUACAAGCCAACACCACCACAGCCACAGCCACAGCAGCAGUACAAGCCACCACCACCACCACCACAGCAGCAGCAACAGCAGCAGCAGCAGCAGCAGCAGACCAGCAAGCCUUACAUACGACCUGAUGACCACAGUUACAGUGUGGAGUCUAUACUUGGUAAUCCCAGGGCGGGACUCUCACAGCCUCCUCUGCUCCCCACCCCUGUACACCCCACAGCUCUUCUUCCCACACCUACAUACCCACCGCCCCUGCUGCCCACCCCUGUCCACUCAGCCCCAGUGCUCUCCACCUCCAUGCCUCCCAAGAUCCAGCCAGACAAUGAGAUGAUGGUCAUGUCGUUCCUCAAUGAGCUGGAGGGAGGGAAGAAAGUGCCAGGCAGCGGGGCACCUCCCUCCACGCUGCACAAGCCUCUGCCUGCCACGCCAACGUCCAGCUUCUCCCAGGUGCUGGUGAGGGAGGACCAGGCUAUGAGGGGCCAUCCAUCACUCCACCCACAGGCCACUCCACACCUCACCCCCACCACCCACCACCUGGACCUGUCAGGGGACACCAGCACCCCCACUACUGUCACCACUACCAGGAUGAACCACAAUGGGGACACCCCUGGCCUGUCUGUUAGGAUACCCCUCACUGCACCCCUGACCCACGAGGCAUCACCCCUACAGAACACCAGCACCCCUGCCACCAGCGCCACCACAACCAGGGCGAACCACAUUGGGGACACCCCCUCCCUGCCCCUGAGGAUGCCCCCCGCCUCACCCCUAAUUCAUGAGGAGUCGCCCCCACAGGAGACCAUGUCCUUGAACCCUGUGUACCCCGGCAGCUGUGAGGGCAACGGCGAGGAGAACGGCACCCCCAUGGGCAGGCUGGAGCGCGGGGACUCAGCCUCCUCCAUGAGUCAGCUUGAUCUUGGCCUCAGCGACGACUCUAAUCCUCUCAUCGACCAGCUUGAGUCAGCCCUAGAGAGUGACAGCAGCAUUCAGGCCAAGGCAUCCCCAGAGGGCCCAGUGCCGGCCGACACCUCCAGUUGUUCAGAUGGUGCUACGGAGGAAGGGGAGGGUGCUAAGGAGCCAUCCACACAUCCCCAGACUGAGAUGUUCAUGUCACUUCUCAACAACCCUUCAUCAGACGCCCCUCUGGACUCACAGCCUCCAGAACAGCCCUCGCCAGCCUCACAGGAGCCCAAAGCUAUGCAUACAGACACACAGGAGCAAGACAGUGUGCCUGAUACCCUCAGGAGACCCUCACAAGACACACACCAAGAGCAGGACAAAAGUGUACAUCCAGAUGCCUUGGAGGAGGUUCCUGUGUUGUGUAGCCCCAGGACACCUCUACCAGACACUGCCAAGGAGAACACCAGCGGCUCUCCCAUAGUAGCACGGAUUGUUCCACUGUCUCUUCCCAGUAACCCUGCAGAGGACACCCAGAAAGAAAUCCCUAAGGUAACGCCUGUGGUUGUACACGUCACUUCUCUGAGUGGUUGUGGGACGUCCCCACAAGACACACAGAGAGAGGAAGACCAAGGCUCGCCCACUGAUGCAGAGAGAGAUACUGCUGCACCCUCAGACAACACAGGUGACACCCCCACAGCACUCAAGAGUCCAGAAGAGGUGAGUCCAUUGUCCCCUACAAUGAGUCCUGCGCUAGACAGCCCACCACGGGAAGCUUCACCACCAAAGGACACGCCAGAAUCCUCACAGGACACAGAGCUCAUAGGGGAAACAAUCUCAGAGGACUCAGUUCAAGCCACUACUGACAUCCAGUCACCUUCCAGGGACUCUGAGGCUAAACCAGACACUGUACAAGUCACCACAACCGGAGACACCUCAGGCCCCUCUAAGAACACCCCUCUCAGCCCCUCCAUGGUGUUGCUGCCAGAUGCUGCCUCAGAGGAGAAUGAGAGUGCAAAUGAGGACGUCACCAUGUCCCCACAUCAGAUCACCACAGUAUACAUUGUUGAGCCAAAACAGGAGGUCAUCUUGCACACCAAGCCAUUGCCAGAUAUCAUGGACGUGACCCCAGAGGUGAUUGCCAAGAAUGACAAGCAGCAGACAGCAGCCCCAGCCAAGGAGAGCAAGAAGCAGGACAAGCAGGAGGUGAAGGAAGUGACCCCUGCCAGAGAUAACAAGCAGGCAUUGACCAGCAGCCAGCUUGAGUUGAAGACCAAGAAGGUGAAAUUGUUAAGGAAGGAGACACACUUCUUUGAACCCACAGUGGUGCCCCCGGAGAAGGAGAAGCUGAUGGUGAUGUGCUACGUGUGUGACUCCAAUGUCAAGGUGUCCAAGUUCAAGCACCACCUGUUCUUUGGCUUCGUGCGCUGCCACUACUGCAACCGCCGACUCAUGGGGUGCAAGCUGCUGAAGGAGGACCUGAACAACCCUGAGAAGAGCAUGUGCUUCAGCAGCCCCUUCAAGGUGCACAGCUUCAGCAAGUGGGCGGGUGAUCCCAUAGAGCACCUGUCCUACUACAUCCGCAAGGACCUGGUCAUCAAGCGCUUCUGUGCCGGCAAGACUAAGCCGCCGCCGGUUCCGGAGAUCGUGUCAGAGAUCCACGACUACAUCACCAGGCUGUCGGCGCUGGAGUCCUAUGGGCCGUGGUGCUACGCCUUUGAGCGCUGCCACAAGUACAUCCAGGAGAGGAUAAAUGCUGAACCCAAAGCAUUUGACCACAAACUGAGAAGCUCUGUGACUGCCGCGCUGGCUGCCCACUCGGCAUUUUCGGGGCCAAGCAGUCCCCUGAUGGUGGACAACACGAGGAGCCCCAACUCUGAGGGUAGCAGGCUGGCCACCACCACCCCACCCCUGGCCAGGACUCCGCCAGUAGAACGCACUGCAACGCCCCCCCCCACAGCUGUCACUCAGCCACCACCGCCCGUCUCUAGGCCAGCUGAGGUUGAGGAGAGCAGGGCGUUGCCGGUCAUCCAGGCGGUGACCUCCGAGAAGGUGACGGUUGAGCCGGUCAUUGUGAUGGAGCUGCCAGUCACACAGUCAGAGGAGUCCGUCGAUGACCCGAUGGAGACACAAGAUGACCACCUGUCAGACGUACCCGAUGAUGCCCCGCCAACGCCCGAGGACGCCACACCUGCCAGGACACCACAGCUAGAGCACGGCGUCAAAGUCUGCACAUUUUCCUCGCUGAGCCAGACGGAGGUGCCAAACGAGAGCCCCAGGCCAGCAGAGGAGCCCUCAGAGCAGACCCCAAGCAGAGCCACACCUCCGCCCAAGGCCAUGCCAAUGGGCCAGACCAUGAGUCGAUUGCAGGACAUCCUCAGCAGUGCCAUGGACACAUCCAGGAAGUCAUCGCCGUCACGCUCCUCCAGAACAUCAAAAACAGCAACGCCAGAGCCAGCACCUGUCAGCCAAUCAGACGUGGAGGUCAUUGAUGAUGCACGAACCACCACCAGCACUCAAACCACCACCACCACCACUACCACCACCACCACUACCAAGAAGAGCAUAGCCGGCACCACUCUCAUCCGGCAGUGGGGCACCAAGGCAAAGGUCCACAAGCCAGCUCUCCGCCGCAGCACGCAAGGCGAGUCCUGGCCGGUGAGAAACGAGAACUACCUGAUCAUCAAAUACCCGACUGAAGUGUGCCCUGACUUGUGUCCCUCCUGCUACACAGCCUUUGACCCCAUGCAGGCCACGGUGCAGUGUUCCUCCUUCCUCAUGACCGUGAAGUGUGAGUCGUGCAAACUGACACUAUUUGUCUCCCAGGACCCGCCACCGCCUCGCCCACGCAAGAAACGGAGGUUGUGAAUUUAGGGCGUGGUGGAGUCUGGGGGGCUGGAUGUGGCUUGCUGUCUGGGUGUCUUGUGUCUUUUUAACACGUGAGGUGCGCAGGGUGUGGGAGCAACAGGUUUUAGUGGUAGGUGAGCUGGGUGAUAUGUGUUGUGUUUUCAGCUUUAGGGUUAGGGGAGGUAGCAGUCAAACCUGGGUGAAAUAGAGGAAGAGAUAAGAAAAGGAGAAGUUAUGAGAUAUUUUUGAGAUUGGAGUGGAGACAUUCAGGUGAAAUGAGAAGAAAAGAUAAAAAAAGAAAAGUUAUGAGGUUUUGAGAUGGUCAAAUCGGGAUGAAAUAAGGACAGAAUAGACGAAAAGAAAAGUCAGUGGAAUAUUUUUGACCUGAUGCCAGAAGCUACGAGAAGUAAAUAAUGAAAAAUACAGAGAAAAGAAGAAAAAAACAAUACAAAAGAAAUAAAAAUGUGAAGAGAAUAAACUAGGUAUUUGUGUUUGGAGUGAGCGAUUUGUGACUCUUCUUGUAGUUUGUCUGUUAGUGUUUGUAUAUCACUUUCUUGAGCGUGAGUCAGAUGCAAUACACACAUCAUUACCACUUAUUAAUAUUAUUAUUAUCAUUGUUGUUAUUAUGGGCUGACUGUGAGUUUUUGUAUGUGUUAGUGAUUGUAAGGAUAAUCUGAGAAUGUGGCGAGAGAAUAAUAAAACACAAAUAGAAAUCACCAGGCAAACUAUUAUCAUCAUCUUGGGUGUAAGGCAGAGAGAGAUGAGGCUUGGUGAAAAUGAAGUACCUGAGAGCGAGGGAGAGAGAGAGAGAGAUUGCAAUAUUUAUCACCACAAAGUCAUAAGGUGCCACAAACUGAGAGAGAGAGAGUGAGAGAGACGGACAGACAGACAAUGCUAGUGACAGACUGGCAGGGUUUAAGGUACCACAACACAGACAGACAGACAGACAGACAGACAGACAAUCAAAACAUAUUUCAAUUGUUUGGUUAUCUGUAAUUAAUUGGGAAGGAGGGAAUUAGGGAUUUGUAGUUCCAGCAGGUGUAAGAUUGAGGGAAAGAUUUACCUAAUUAAAAUUCCAGGAAGUUUGAGAAGACUUACAAGUACUUGAGUUAUACAGGGUGACCCAAAAGUUUGGAAGUGUCAGUCAUAUCACCUUUUUUUUUUUUUUUUUCUUUCUUCUUUUCUGUAUUCAUUUUUUUUGUUUACAGAUUGAAUGUGAGUUUGUCAAAAGGUGAACGAGUCUGUCAAAAGAUAAAUGUGAGUUUGUCAAAAGAUGAUUAUGAAUUAUUCAAAAGAGGAAUAUGAAUUUGUCAAAAGAUCAAAUUGAAUUGGUACUCUGGUGAGGGAUGAUCACAGCAGAUAUUUCCAUGUAGAAAUCACUAAAAAGAUAUAUUUUCCCUGUGUGUCCAGCUUGUGGGCCACCAUGACAAGACUUGCAGAGGGAAUAAGACUGGUGCUAAGGUGACUUCUAGCUCUGUAAGUAAAGGCAGCCAGAUUUCAUUGGCCUUAGUAGACAGCCAUGGUAUUCUCAAACAUUUCAGUGUCAUCACAACUUCUAACAGAGUCUGAUGGGAGGCAUUGUGGGUAGGUUACUUAGGUUUUCACAGGUUGGGUUAAGUUUUCAUAGGUUAGAUUAGGUUAGGUUUUUUAUAAGUUAGAUUAGGUUAGGUUAUUAUAGGUUAAAUUAGGUUUUUUUUAUUUUUUUUAUUAUGGUGAUCAGGUCUGGUGGAAAGCAUUGGAGUUUUCAGGUGCAUUUUCUUGAUUGUUAUGAUAGUUUAACCCCUUGCUCGCUACACCUUAUCUUAAUGAAAUGUUAUGCAAGUGAGGAGUUUGUAAAGAAAGUGUUUGGGUAUAUGAGUGAAGCUGAAGAUGCUAAUAAUAAAGGAAGGUCACUAGGAGGAUAGAAAGAUAGGGUGAGAAAAUUGUGAGGGAGGUGGUAGUAGAGACCGAAAGAGGGUGAGAGUUUGAACAAGCAAGGAGGAUGUGCUUCUGGCUACACCCUUAAAGAACAUUCCUAGAAGAGUGAGGUGUUGGAUGAAUGGCCACCUACUUGUUAUUUAUGAAGCUGGAAGAGGAGGAGGAAGGGAUGUGAAGAGUGGGAACAAGUAAGCAGUGUUUGUAAAAGUGAGAUGGAGAUUCAUUUGUUGUGACCACCACCAUGGAGGACAUUCAUAAAGAGCUUGGUGUCAGAUGAUUAAAUACCUUUUUGUUAUAUGUGAAGCUGGAAAAGGAGGAGAAAGGACUGUAAAGUGUGGGAACAAGUAGGGAAAAAUUGAGGCUUCUACUGUUGCCACCUUAGAGAACAUUCAUAACCAGCUAGGUGUCAGAUAGGUACUUGUUAUAUAUGAAGCCGAAAGAGAAGAAACGACUAAAGACUGUGGGACUGUAUAGUAUUAUCAAAGUACUGCUGACACAUCUUCUGACAAACCAGUAUUAUUGCAUUGCUUCACUUUUACUGUGGUGCUGAGACGCAACACUCGCACACAACACUCGUAACACUUAUGCCUCAGAGGAAGAAGGGGAUUAGUAAAUAAGGAUGAAUGGAAAGGGAAGUAAAUAUUAUCCUGUGUGCUAAGAGAGGCUGGUUCAAUGAGAUUACGCUAAGGUAAUAUAAUAAUGCUAAAGACUGUUGUUAUGUGGUAGUCCUUUAUCUGUACAAUGGAGAGGGAAACAAAAUAUCCCGUGAAGAGAGAAAGAGAGAUUAAUUUAAAAGAGCACUAAGGUCACGGCAUUGCCAGAGACGGACUGUUACGGUACACAACUCCUGAAUCUAGUUUUUAAUUGCACGUUCGGUAUAAUUGUCGAAAGUUGCCCAGGUCUUUUGCGUAUUUCUCUGAGUUGUGGAUGUAUUUUGAUUGUGCGUUGUAAUUGGUGAAAUAUUCCUUCUGAUGGUUUAUGCCAAAUCACAGAUAAUAUUUGGUCCUUGUUUUUGGAGGUGUGUGUAUGUAUGUGUGUAUGAGUGUGUGUGUGCAUGUGCGUGUGUGUGGAUUUCUACAUAGUAUAUUAGAGUUGUAGACAGAGUAAUUAGAGUCCAUAGGGAAUCUCUGCAGUAUUCUCUGUGGGAAAUAUUAAGUAGCAAUGGGCGCAUUCACAAAUACAUUUUAUACUUUUAUUUCUUCUUGUUUGCUGUCUCAUGCUCAAUAAACACUGUCA